AAGGCUUUCUAGCAAAAAAAUGACUAUUACAGUUUUCGGUCACCCUGCAUCUACCUGUACCCUUGUAGUAUUACAUAGUCUUAAAGAAUUAGGAUUAUCUUAUGAAGUCGUUCAACCAAGUAGUUUCGAAGAAAUUAAAACUCCAGAAUAUAUAGCUACCAAACAUCCUUUCGGAAGAAUUCCUUCUCUCAGCGAUGACGGAUUCCAUAUUUACGAAUCUCGUGCAAUAAUUCGUUAUUUGAUAAAUAAAUAUCAAGGAACCAAAACUUCUACCAUCCUUAUUCCUUCUGACGUACAUAAAGCCGCUUUGGUAGAUCAAUUUAUUUCUGUAGAAACCUCUUAUUAUAGUCCACAUUUAAGUAAAUUGGUCUAUCAAUUAGUAUUCAAGAAACAUCAUGGUGGUGAACCUGAUCUUAAAAUUGUUAACGAAGCUCGUGAUGAAAUUGGUAAAACUUUAGAUGUUUAUGAAAAAUUAUUGGAGGGUAAAGAUUAUUUAACUGGGGAAUUUUCUUUAGCUGAUCUUCUUCAUAUUCCUUAUGCUUUUUAUGUUUUUAAAAUCGGUGAAGGUGAUUUAUGGAAUAAACGUCCUAAUGUUUCUAGAUGGUGGAAGAACCUUAGCGAACGUGAAUGUUGGAAAAAUAUUGUUACUGAAUAUAAAUUAUUGGAACUAGAACAGUAAUAAUAUUUUUUUUUUUAAAAAAAAAAAUUUUUUUGAUAAGUAGCUUAUUCUUGUGUAGAUUAUACUGUGUAAGCAAUUGCGUAUUUUAAUCAAAUAAAUUUAAUUUUUAAAUAACUCU
This is a messenger RNA of Rhizophagus irregularis DAOM 181602=DAOM 197198, 797 nucleotides long. RefSeq lists its product as uncharacterized. Gene Ontology annotation, molecular function: glutathione binding; glutathione transferase activity. NCBI's taxonomy places the organism in Eukaryota, Fungi, Glomeromycota, Glomeromycetes, Glomerales, Glomeraceae. Gene Ontology annotation, cellular component: cytoplasm. The record is from RefSeq and is a predicted model, not a curated record. Gene Ontology annotation, biological process: glutathione metabolic process.